Molecule: messenger RNA, 3397 nt
Organism: Alexandromys fortis (reed vole)
Lineage: Eukaryota; Metazoa; Chordata; Mammalia; Rodentia; Cricetidae
Gene: Rasal1
Product: RAS protein activator like 1
Exons: 21
Coding region: 368-2797 (809 amino acids)
Biological process (GO): cellular response to calcium ion; intracellular signal transduction; regulation of GTPase activity
Molecular function (GO): GTPase activator activity
Source: RefSeq, a predicted model, not a curated record
CAAGCUGCAGACACCAGGCUCAACCUGCCCGGAGGGAGCGCAGCACACGGCUACCUGUAGCUCGGGACGUACGUCCCCUCCCGGGAUCCAGCACUUCUUCUCCCUGCCAGCCUCACAUCCAGCCCAGUCACACCCCGGACUCGGACCCGUGGGAGCCUAGGGACAGCGCUCCGGGCCCGGAGCUGGUGAUAUGUAGGGUCACCUCCUGGUCCAGCUUUGGAACCUCGGCAGACUCCUUGCUUGGAAAGUUUGGGACUGUGCGCCAUGGCCAAGAGCGGCUCGUUGAGUAUUCGCGUGGUGGAGGGACGGGCACUGCCCGCCAAGGAUGUGUCUGGGAGCAGUGACCCCUAUUGCCUGGUGAAAGUUGAUGACGAGGUUGUGGCCAGGUCACCCACUGUAUGAGGCGCUAGCCCAGCACCCCUCUUGCAGGACAGCUACCAUUUGGAGGAGCCUGAGCCCCUUUUGGGGGGAGGAGUACACUGUGCACCUGCCGUUGGACUUCCAUCACCUGGCCUUCUACGUGCUGGAUGAGGACACCGUUGGACACGACGACACCAUUGGGAAGAUCUCCCUGAGCAAGGAAGCCAUCACAGCUGACCCUCGAGGGAUUGACAGCUGGAUCAACCUGAGCCGAGUGGAUCCAGACGCCGAGGUACAGGGCGAGGUCUACCUGGCUGUGCAGCUGCUGGAGGACGCUCGGGGUCGAUGCCUCCGCUGCCACGUGAGACAGGCCAGGGACCUGGCCCCUCGGGACAUCUCUGGCACGUCAGACCCAUUCGCGCGUGUGUUUUGGGGCAGCCAUAGUCUGGAAACCUCGACAAUCAAGAAGACCCGCUUCCCACACUGGGAUGAGGUGCUGGAGCUGCGGGAGACGCGGGGGACCGCUUCCCCGCUGCGAGUGGAGCUCUGGGAUUGGGACAUGGUGGGCAAGAACGACUUCCUGGGCAUGGUGGAGUUCACCCCACAGACCCUUCAACAGAAGCCACCCAACGGCUGGUUCCGCCUCCUGCCCUUUCCUAGAGCUGAGGAUUCUGGGGGAAGCCUGGGCGCCCUGCGGUUGAAGGUGCGUCUCACUGAGGACCGCGUCCUGCCUUCCCAGUGCUACCAGCCUCUCAUGGAUCUGCUUCUGGAGUCAGUACAGGGGCCGGCCGAGGAGGACACCACCAGCCCCCUGGCUGUGCUGGAGGAACUGGCCUCUGGGGACUGUCGUCAAGACCUUGCCACCAAGCUGGUGAAGCUCUUCCUGGGCCAGGGCCUGGCCGGGUCCUUUCUAGACUACCUCACAAGACGUGAGGUGGCUCGGACUAAUGACCCCAACACCCUCUUCCGUUCUAACUCCUUGGCAUCCAAGUCGAUGGAACAGUUCAUGAAGCUCGUGGGCAUGCGCUACCUGCACGAGGUCCUGAGGCCGGUGAUCAGCCGUGUCUUCGAGGAGAAGAAAUAUAUGGAGUUGGACCCUUGCAAGAUGGACCUGAACCGCUCCCGGAGGAUCUCCUUCAAGGGCACACCCACGGAGGAGCAGGUGCGGGAGACCAGCCUGGGGCUGCUGACCGGAUAUCUGGGGUCCAUCAUGGAUGCCAUUGUGAGCUCUAUAGGGCGCUGCCCGCUAGCCCUGCGCCUGGCCUUUAAGAAGCUGCAGCAGCGUGUGGAGGAACGCUUCCCCGGGGUGGAGCAUCAGGAUGUGAAGUAUCUGGCGAUUAGCGGUUUCCUAUUUCUGCGUUUCUUUGCACCCGCCAUCCUCACACCAAAGCUGUUUGACCUCAGAGACCAGCACGCAGAUCCCCAGACCAGCCGCUCCUUGCUGCUUCUCGCCAAGGCUGUGCAGAGCAUUGGGAACCUGGGCCAGCAGCUCGGCCAGGGCAAGGAGCUGUGGCUGGCCCCCCUCCACCCCUUCCUGCUGCAGAGCAUCUCACGUGUGAGGGACUUCCUGGACCAGCUGGUGGAUGUGGAUGGGGCUGAGGAGGCUGGGGGGCCAGCCUGUGCCCUGGUCCAACCUUCGACAAUUGUUCGGGAAGGCUUCCUGCUGAAGCGCAAGGAGGAGCCUGGAGGCCUGGCCACACGCUUUGCCUUCAAGAAGCGCUACUUCCGGCUGAGUGGGCAGGACCUCUCCUACUCCAAGACUCCAGAGUGGCAGGUUCACUCAUCCAUCCCAGUGUCCUGCAUCCGUGCCGUGGAGCGCGUGGAUGAGGGUGCCUUCCAACUGCCCCACGUCAUGCAGGUGGUGACGCAGGAUGGCACUGGGGUGCCACACACCACCUACCUCCAGUGCAAGAAUGUGAAUGACCUCAACCAAUGGCUGUCGGCCCUGCGUAAAGCCAGCGCGGCCAACCAGGACAAGCUGGCUGCCUGCCACCCUGGUGCCUUCCGCAGCGGACGCUGGACCUGCUGCCUCCAGGCUGAGCGCUUAGCUGCUGGCUGCAGCCGCACGCACUCAGCCGUCACACUGGGAGACUGGAGUGACCCACUGGAUCCUGACGCCGAGGCCCAGGCGGUGUAUCGCCAACUGCUCCUGGGGCGGGACCAACUCAGCAAGCAGCAGAGAAUCUUGGGUAGGAGCAGCACUGUGCCUUGGAAACCAGCUUUGUCCCUUUUCCUCACAACCCUAAGGCUGAAAUUGCUGGAGGACUCCAGCCUGGACACAGCAGUAGACAUGGGCCCUGGGAAGGACUCAGAUGCCACAGAUGGGGCCCGCACAGAGGUUCUGGCCCAGCAGAGAGAUGCCACCAUCCAUCUGCUGCAGGUACUUGAUGACUUGGAGCAAGCCCACAAGGAGUUCCAGAAGCAAAUGGCCCUCUAGGAUGCUGGAUGCUGAGGAGGUGGAGCCAUGGGGGCCUCCUCAGUGUACUCUGGCCCAGGCAUCUCCUCGAGGCUGCCUUCUUCACUGCUGUGGCCUGAAGCCUCCCAGACAAAGCCUGGUCCUGUGUGCCCUGUGGCCAGCCAGGGCAUGGGAGCCUUUGGCAGGGCCCAGUCUUGUAUUGACCACACCUCGCUUUCUUCUCGGAGCCCAGUCUCCACUUUACUGGGUGCACCCUGAGCUGCUGGACACAGCUGUGCCGAGGGCUUUCCUGACUGUCUCGGAAAAGCCCUAAAUAAGCUUCUUCCUGUUUCCACUUCUGUGAGUCUCAUGAUCUCACAGAUACUUCUGUAUCCCCCUCGCCCCCAUCUUAUUUGGCGGCCCCAACCUCAGGUUUCUGAAACCAGUUUUUUCCAGAAUGGGCUGAGAGCCCAGCAUGCCAAUUCAGAGCCUUGACGCUGGUCACAGGUUCUUUCUCCCUCUCUGAGCCUCAGUUUACCCUGUAUAAAGUGACGAGUGAGUGUGCUUAGCUGUGAAGUGUUAAAAUUGGGGUACCCUAGGGGGUCCAUGAGAUUAUUGACUAUAAACAUAAGUUCCCAGGUC